AAGCUUUCCACCGCACGUUUCUUCCGCCCCGGCCCGUUUCACCGGCCUUCAUCUCCGCCGGCGCAAUGCACACACCAGCCCAGCCGCAACACCACCGCGCCCUCGUACCCCAAUUCUCGCAACCCCGUUCGCGCGGCCUGUCUCGGACAGACUGACGGCAGGCAAUGCUCUGCGCACACAUGGCCGCGCUAUAUAACCCCCUCUGCUCCCACGCCACCACCCACUCUCCCACCAUCUAAUUCCCCUGCACAAUGAAGUCCCCCGCGCUCGCCCUCCUGGCGCUCCCCACCGCGCUCGCCCUCCUGGCGCUCCCCACCGCGCUCGCCGCCUCCGGCUGCCGCACCCCACUGCCCCCGAACCUGGCGCCCGGCACCUCAACGCACAACCUCACGCUGGCGUCGCGCUCCGUCAUCGGCACGACCACGCAGCGCGAGUACAUCCUGCACCUGCCGGCGGGGUACAACGCGAGCAACGACGAGCCGGCGCCGCUGAUCGUGGCGUUCCACGGGCAGAGCCAGCCGGCGUGGAGCAUGGAAAGGAUUAGUGGGUUUUCGGAUCCCGCGUGGAAUACUGAGGCGGUGGUGGUGUAUCCGCAGGGGCUGGAUGUGCAGGAGCCCGGUGUCCAGUGGCUCGGCGACCCCCUCGCGCCCCCCGCCUCCCAGAUCGACGACCGCCUCUUCGCCACCGAGCUCCUCGACCACCUAACCUCAACCCUAUGCCUAGACCCCUCGCGCCUCUACGCCGCCGGCCUGUCCAACGGCGGCGGCCUGACCGGGCUGCUGAUGUGCGAUCCCGUGCUCAACACGCGCUUCGCGGCCUUCGCCACCGUGGCGGGUGCCUUCUACCCGGACGCCAGCACGCCCGCGCCGCUGUUCGAGGGCGCGUGUCAGCCCGCUCUCGGCGGGAGGAAGUUGCCGUAUCUGAAUAUGCAUGGGCGCGCGGACGCGGUGGUCGCGUAUAACGGGACCAACGUGCCGCCGCCGGCGAGUAUUCCCGUGCCGGAGUGGGUUGGCUCGUGGGCGGCGCGGAACGGGUGCGGGGCGCCGCGGGUGCGUGAGGCGGAGGCCGGGACUGUGCAGGAGAGCACGUGGACGUGUGGGGGUGUCGACGCGGUGGUGCAUCGUGCGAUCGACGGGUUUGGGCACGGCUGGCCCAGUGUGAAGAACCAGGGCGAGCCGUUUGAGACGCUGCGCGGUGGGCCGACGACGUGGGAUGCUACGCCGUUGAUUCUGGAGUGGUUUGGGAGGUGGGCGCUGUAGGUGCGUGGGGGGUGUUCAUGGGGAGUGUGUGUGGGGGGGACGG
Boeremia exigua is the source of this 1302-nucleotide messenger RNA. RefSeq names its product Alpha/Beta hydrolase protein. Gene Ontology annotation, molecular function: feruloyl esterase activity. The record is from RefSeq and is a predicted model, not a curated record. The transcript is spliced from 2 exons. Bases 252 to 1259 code for a protein of 335 amino acids. Gene Ontology annotation, cellular component: extracellular region. Lineage: Eukaryota; Fungi; Ascomycota; Dothideomycetes; Pleosporales; Didymellaceae.